GCACACGUCUUUACAGCGGCAAUGACGACGAAAAUUUGAUUCCAUAAUAGAUGAAGAAAACGAACUAAUUUGGAGGGAACUUGGACUCCAGGGUUUCAUGUGGCGACUCAGGCAAAGUAACAAGCCUCCAGAACUUGCCAACCAACCACGCUGUUGUGCUGACGUCCUGUGACUUUAACAACGAUGCCGAGCCGUUCUGCGGAUUCCGCCAGGACCCGGAGGACGGCGGUGACUGGACCCGGCACAAAGGUCCAACCCCGACGAAUGGCACGGGUCCUCAAGGAGAUUACCCAGAUGGAGAGGGAUUCUACAUCUACCAGGAAUGUGACAAUGUGGCAAACGGGCAGAAGAUCCGUCUACUGAGUCCCACGUUGUCAACGCCGCCGUCACAGAUCUGCGUCCAGUUCCGUUAUUACAUGUAUGGUUCAGACGGUUCCAAUCUGUUGCGAGUGCUGGCGAAGAGGCCGAAUGGCGAGUCCGAGCUGUGGAAGAGGACUGGUUUUCAGAGUCCGUCGUGGCUGAAGGGCGCCAUCGCCGUGCCCAAUUCAAACAGUCAGGAGGUCGCUAUCGUCUUCGAGGCCCAGCGCGGUUCCUCUCCUUCCUGCGACUCAGCACUCGACAACAUCAUCAUAAGUCAAGGGUCGUGUCCCACUUGCGUUUCUGGCUGCGAUUUUGACGACGUGGAUGACAUCUGUGGGUGGAUUCUUUUCCACACUGACCCGGACAUAUUCGGCUUUGAGCAAUGGUCUGGCCCAACGAACACAGUCGGCAGCGGACCUGAUGAUGACUUCUCCAAGCCUGGGCUGGGGUCAUACCUGCUGAUGGAUUCUACCUCUGCUGUCCCCGGACGAAAGGGGCAAAUCAGAAGUCCUGUGAUAGAAACGCCUUCUGGAUGCCUGGAGCUUACGUUCCAUUACUAUCUGUAUGGCACCAGCAAGACCAUGCAGCUCAGUGUCCACAUCUUGACAGGAGAAAAUCUUGGCUCCUCACUGUUCACCGUCACGGGGGACCAGGGUCGAGCUUGGAAGCCCGCAGAAGUCCGUUACCUCGGGAACACGCCUGUCCAGUUUGUUAUUGUGGGCACCUACGGAGAGACGGCUCAGACUGAUAUUGCUGUUGAUGCCGUGUGUGUCAUGGCCUGUCAAGGUCCGUUAACGACGCCACAACCACCAGUGUCAACUUUAGCGCCGACAACUCCACCGAAACCCACAACUCCGAGACCAACCACACCAAACCCAAUUCAGUGCCCUCCAAAUGCAGACUACAUUGAAUGUGGUCCGGCUUGCAUCCCCACCUGCGCGAAACCCUCCACCAACUGUAGCGGCUCCUGUAUCAGUGGCUGCUUUUGCCGGCCGGGGUUUGUCUUCAAGGGGGAGCACUGCGUGCCCCUGGAGAAAUGCGGUUGCCUGGAUCACAAUCACAACUAUUACGAGCCCGGAGAGAUCGUAUUUGGGGACGGCUGCUCAAAGCUGUGUCGGUGCAUGGGCAACUACACUUUGGAAUGUGUGGAUAACUCCUGCGGUCCCACCAACGAGUGUCGUGAGGUUAACGGUGUCCCAGGAUGCUACCCGAAAGGUACAUCCUCGUGCAUCGCAUCUGGGGAUCCUCACUACACGACAUUCGACAAGCGCAAGUACAACUUCAUGGGCAACUGCAGUUACAUGAUGAGCGGAGUCUGCAACGUAUCGGCCUUACCGAUUUUUGAGGUCAUCGCGGACAAUGAAAAUCGCUACAACCGACCCACCAUCUCCUAUGUGAAGGCGGUUCAUGUGCAUGCUUUGUUGUCCAAUGAGAGCGGUGUGCAUCAUGUCUCCAUCUUCAAAGGUGGCACUGUCCAUGUGAAUGGAAUCAAAGUCAACCUUCCAGUCAAUCCGUUCCCAGGUGUCUCUGUGUUCAAAUCCGGAAAGCACUACACCGUGUCCUUGGAUUUUGGCGUGACUGUGCGCUAUGAUGGAAACCACUUUAUGGACAUCAAAGUGAUUAAAGACUUUAAGAACAUACUGUGUGGACUGUGCGGAGAUUACAAUGGACAACCCAACGACGACUUCCGUAAACCAGAUGGCUCGUUGACCCACAAUCCCAAUGAGUUUGGAAACAGCUGGAACAUUGAUCCAGAGUGCAACAUUAAACCCAACACCACUAAUCCCGGAUGUGAGCCAGAGGAGCAGAAGCUCUAUGAGAGUUCUGGAUAUUGUGGUGCCCUGCUGGACAAAAAUGGCCCUUUUGCUGCAUGUCACGCCAAGGUCAAGCCCAACGAUUACUUCAAGGACUGCGUCUUUGACCUUUGCGAGCUUGACGGAGCUCCUUCCAUCCUAUGUGAGGCCAUCGAAGCCUACGUCAAUGAGUGCCAGGACCGCGGGGUCAACAUCGGACCCUGGAGGAACGAAACCUUCUGUCCUUUUGGCUGCCCCCCCAACAGCCAUUACGAGCCCUGCGCGGACCCCUGCCAGGAGACUUGUUCGGGCAGACCGCCCUCCUGCAGCGGCCCGUGCACGGAGUCCUGCGUGUGCGAUCCCGGCUUCAUCCUCAGUGCCGGGAAAUGCGUCAGCAACUCUUCAUGCGGCUGCCAACACACCAAUGGCCAGUAUUAUCAGCCUGGAGAAGAGUUCUAUGCUGAGAACUGUGACCUGAAGUGUAGGUGUGACGCACCCAUGGUGACCUGUCAGGCAUCUCAGUGCCCCCCAAUGCACGAGUGCCAAGUCCAAGGGGGAGAGCUGGGCUGCCAUCCCACAGGAUCAAGUACACCUAAACCAACAACACCAGGCGUGCCAACACCAAAUGCGACAACGCCAGGAUGGACAACACCAAAUGUGACAACGCCAGGCGUGCCGACGCCAAAUGUGACAACGCCAGGCGUGCCGACGCCAAAUGCGACAACGCCAGGAUGGACAACACCAAAUGCGACAACGCCAGACGUGCCGACGCCAAAUGCGACAACGCCAGACGUGCCGACGCCAAAUGCGACAACGCCAGGCGUGCCGACGCCAAAUGCGACAACGCCAGGAUGGACAACACCAAAUGCGACAACGCCAGGAUGGACAACACCAAACGCGACAACGCCAGGCGUGCCGACCCCAAACGCAACAACGCCAGGCGUGCCGACCCCAAACGCGACAACGCCAGGCGUGCCGACACCAAACGAGACAACGCCAGGCGUGCCGACACCAAACGCGACAACGCCAGGAUGGACAACACCAAACGCGACAACGCCAGGAUGGACAACACCAAACGUGACAACGCCAGGAUGGACAACACCAAACGCGACAACGCCAGGAUGGACAACACCAAAUGCGACAACGCCAGGCGUGCCGACACCAAAUGCGACAACGCCAGGCGUGCCGACACCAAAUGCAACAACGCCAGGAUGGACAACAACAAAUGCGACAACGCCAGGCGUGCCGACACCAAAUGCGACAACGCCAGGAUGGACAACGCCAGCCGUGCCAACGCCAAAUGGGACAACGUCAGAAUGGACAACACCUAAAUUUACAACUCCUGGAGUGACAACACCAAUUCAGUGCCCUCCAAAUGCGGACUACAUUGAAUGUGGUCCGGCUUGCAUCCCCACCUGCAUGAAACCCUCCACCAACUGUAGCGGCUCCUGUAUCACCGGCUGCUUUUGCAAACCGGGGUUUGUCUUCAAGGGGGAGCACUGCGUGCCCCUGGAGAAAUGCGGUUGCCUGGAUCACAAUCACAACUAUUAUGAGCCUGGACAGAUCAUGUACACGAAGGGCUGCUCCAAGCUUUGUCGCUGUGCAGGCAACUACACUUUUGAAUGUGUGGAUAGCUCUUGUGAUCCCACUGAGGAGUGCCGGGAGGAUAAUGGCGUCCCAGGAUGCUAUCCGAAAGGUGCGUCCACAUGCAUCGCCACGAGCGACCCACACUACACGACCUUCGACAAGCGCACGUACAGUUUCAUGGGCAACUGCAGCUACUUGAUGUCCGGAGUCUGCAGCGCGACACCUUCGCCGAGCUUUGAGGUUUACGCCGACAACGAGAACCGUUAUAACAAUCCCCUUAUCUCCUAUGUGAAGGCUGUACACGUGCAUGUACGCAAGGUGAAGGUCUCGAUCCUCAAAGGUGGCUCAGUGCUUGUAAAUGGGACCAAAGUAAACCUGCCUUUGACUGUGGCUUUGGGCGUUUCUCUGUUCAAAUCUGGGAAGUACUACACCGUGUCCAUGGAUCUUGGUGUAGUUGUACGCUUUGAUGGAAACCACUUUAUGGACAUCAAAGUGAUUCGAGACUAUAAGAAUCUACUGUGCGGUCUGUGUGGAAAUUACAAUGGAGACGCAAAAGAUGACUUUCGCCAGCCAAAUGGCUCAUUGACCAGCAAUCCCAACGAGUUCGGACACAGCUGGAACACUGAUCCAAAGUGUCAGAAAACGAACACCACCGAUCCAGGAUGCGACGAAGAGGGGCAGAAGCUUUAUGAGAGCUCUGCCUAUUGUGGCGUGCUGCUGGACAAGAACGGUCCGUUUGCUGUUUGCCAUCCCAAGGUCAACCCCAAUAAUUACUUCCGGGACUGUGUCUUCGACCUUUGCGCGCUGGAUGGAGCCAAGCCUGUUCUGUGCGAAGCCAUUGAAGCCUACGCCAAUGAGUGCCAGGACCGCGGCGUUGACAUCGGACCCUGGAGGAACGAAACCUUCUGUCCGUUGGGCUGCCCCCCCAACAGCCAUUACGAGCCCUGCGCGGACCCCUGCCAGGAGACGUGUUCGGGCAGACCGCCCUCCUGCAGCGGCCCGUGCACGGAGUCCUGCGUGUGCGAUCCCGGCUUCAUCCUCAGUGCCGGGAAAUGCGUCAGCAACUCUUCAUGCGGCUGCCAACACACCAAUGGCCAGUAUUAUCAGCCUGGAGAAGAGUUCUAUGCUGAGAACUGUGACCUGAAGUGUAGGUGUGACGCACCCAUGGUGACCUGUCAGGCAUCUCAGUGCCCCCCAAUGCACGAGUGCCAAGUCCAAGGGGGAGAGCUGGGCUGCCAUCCCACAGCAUCGCAGGACUGCAUCAUCUCUGGAGAUCCGCACUACAACACUUUUGACAAAAAGUUCUACAGUUUCAUGGGCUCCUGUACCUACACUUUGGCAAGAACCUGCAGAAACGACACCGGACCUUGGUUCUCAGUUGAGGGGAAGAACGAGGAAAGAGGCCUCGCGGGAGUAUCGUACCUGCGGAAGCUUUACGUCACGGUGGACGGGAUCACGGUGACUUUGAUGAAAGCCAGGCGGACCCUGGUGAACGGACUACGUGUAGCGCUACCUUACGCCCCAUCUCCGGUGGUCAGCCUUAGUCGUGCCGGUCAGUACGUCACGGUGCAGACUUCCUUUGGCCUUCGAGUCCGCUGGGACGGGAACCAUUACGCCCAGAUCUCUGUGCCCAGCUCCUACCACGAUCAGAUGUGCGGCCUGUGCGGUGACUUGGACGGGAACCCAGACAAUGACUUCGCCAAGCCGGACGGCGCUGUGGUCGCCGACGUCAACGAAUUCUGCAACAGCUGGCAGACGGAAGAAGACGAAGACGACUCGUGUUCCCCAGGCACCAAGCCCGACCCAGAAUGCGAUCCAAAACUCGAGGCUGAGGUGGUCAAACCGGAGAAAUGUGGAAAACUCAAGGACAGCGCCGGACCCUUCCGGGAGUGCGUCGGCGUGGUGAAUCCCAGCCCCUUCUUCCAGAGCUGCGUCUACGACAUGUGUCGCUUCGACGGCCAGCAGGACGUACUGUGCGACCAGCUGCAGGCCUACACGGAGGCCUGCCACAGUGCCGGAGUCAAAGUCCACCAGUGGAGGAGUCCCCACUUCUGUCCCCUGCAGUGCCCCGCCAACAGCUCGUACUCCCUGUGCGUCAGCGGGUGUCCGGAGACCUGCGCGGGCCCGGUGGGGGCGCCCGGUUGCGGCGACACCUGCGUGGAGGGAUGCGCCUGCGACGCGGGCUUCAUCCUCAGCGACGACAAGUGCGUGUCGCUCAAAGACUGCGGCUGCGUCGACGGCGCCGGCUCGUACCGUCCGGUGGGCGACGGCUGGUACUCGGAGGGCUGCGAGCGGCGCUGCACGUGCCAAGAUGGAGGCGUGAUCCAGUGCGUCAGCAGCAGCUGCCAAGCCGCCACCGAGAUCUGUCAGCUCCACGACGGAGAAUACGGCUGCCGUCCUUUGGGAAAUGGGAUGUGUUCGGUAUCUGGUGACCCACACUACACCACCUUUGACAAGCGCACCCACCAUUACAUGGGCGCCUGCUCGUACACCCUGACCGAGACCUGCGGCGUCUCCUCCUCCGGCUUGCCGUACUUCAGCGUGGCCACCCAAAACGAGCGCAGGGGCAGCAACAGCAAAGUUUCCUACGUCAGGGCCGUCGCCGUGCAAGUGGACGGCGUGACGUUCGUCCUCGGCAAAGGCCGAACGGUCCAGGUCAACGGGACGGCGGUGGUUCCGCCCGUCGCGUGGAUGGGCGGGACAAAGAUCCACUUGAGCGGCAAGUUUGUCGUCCUGGAGACGUCUUUCCACUUGAGGGUGCGAUUUGACGGCAACCACCACGCCGACGUCUCCGUGCCGACCUCCUACAAUGGGCAACUUUGCGGGAUGUGCGGAAAUUUCAAUGGAAAUCCUGGAGAUGACAACCUGAAACCGGACCGGACGCCCGCUUUGACCACCAAUGAACUUGGAGACAGCUGGCAGGUUCCUGACCCAAGGCCCGAUUGUCGCAACGAUGGUGGACAGGAGGUGUGCGACCCGAAGGUGGAGGAGGACGCCCAGAAGCCCACAAGCUGCGGCACGAUCGCCGAUGCCAAUGGUAUCUUCAGGCCGUGUCACUCGGUGGUGCCCCCCGGGCCUUACUCGGAAAACUGCGUGUACGACAUGUGCGCCACGGGCGGCCAGACCGUCAGCCUCUGCCAGGCGGUGCAGAGCUACGGCGACAUGUGCGCCGCGGCGGGAGUCGCCAUCGCGUGGAGGAACAAUACCUUCUGCCCUCUCAAGUGUCCCGCUGGAAGUCAUUACACCCCCUGCGGUUCCGCCUGCGCCCAGCCCAGCUGUCAGAAUCCGGCGGGGCCGGGAGGUCCCUGCGACCAGCCCUGCGUGGAGGGGUGCGUGUGUGACCCCGGCCUCGUUUUGAGCGGAGACAAAUGCGUGGCGCUCAGCCAGUGCGGCUGCACCGACCACGUCGGCGAGUACCGGCCGGUCGGCGCCGCUUGGUUCCCCCGAGCCGACUGCUCGCUGCGUUGCGAGUGCGACGGCGGCCGCAACGUGACCUGCGAGCCGUGGCGGUGCAGCCCCGCCCAGGAGUGCAAAGUCCUGGAGGGAGUGCUGGGCUGCCACUCUACAGGGAAAGGAGUGUGCCACGUAGCCGGUGACCCUCACUACUACACCUUUGACGGCCUGAUGCACACUUUCAUGGGCACCUGCACGUACACUCUGGUCCAGGUGUGCGAUGCCGCCAUGGUGACGCCGUUCCGAAUCGUGGCCAAAAACGAAGAGCGCGGCCAACCGGAGGCGUCCUACGUCCACUCCGUCAAGGUUUUCCUGCCUCACGGCAUCCAGAUUGAGCUGCAGAAGGGCCGCAGGGUUCUGCUGAAUGGCCGGCGGGUGCGAACUCCAAUUUCCCUGAGCGAGGCGGGCGCCAAGGUGAUCACCAGCGGCACGUACAAUCUGCUGGAUACCGACUUCGGUCUGCAAGUCAAAUUCGACGGCGUUCAUCACCUGGAGAUCACCGUACCCGGACAAUACUUUGACAAGCUGUGCGGCAUGUGCGGGAAUUACAACGGCAACGCGUCCGACGACAACCUGAAGCCCGACAAGAAGCCCGCCAAGGACGCCAUCCAACUGGGCAACAGCUGGAAGGCGGACGGAGACAGCCAGACCGGAUGCCAGCCGGACACUCGGCCCGACGUGCACCCCAACUGCACGUCGGAGGAAGAAGCGCGCUACGAGUCCCAAUGCGCCGGCGCGUUCCUGUCCCACAUCUUCCAAGGCUGCCGGGCCGCCGUGCCCCCAGAAGCCUUCUUGUUGAACUGCGUGUACGAUAUGUGCGAAUACGACGGCAUGCAAGCCACGCUCUGCGACAACGUGGAGGCCUACGCUCAGGCCUGCCGCAGUGCCGGCGUCGCCGUCAGCUGGAGGAACCGGACCUUCUGCCCGCUGCCAUGCCCGCCCAGCAGCCACUACUCGGACUGCACGGCCCCGUGCCCCCCCACCUGCUCCGACCUCUUCCCCGUCUUCUGCCACCUGCCCCCCAGCACCUGCGUGGAGGGUUGCCAGUGCGACGCCGGCUUUGUCCUCAGCGACGGCAAGUGCGUGCCUCUGGACAAGUGCGGCUGCGUGGACUCCAGCGACGAGUACCACGACGUGGGAGACUGGUGGCUGACGGCGAACUGCGUUUCCAAGUGCACGUGCCAGGCGGGGGGCGCGGUCGUCUGCGCCGAGCACAGCUGCGACGCCGACUCGGUGUGCGCCCUGGACAAGCUCGGCGACGUCUCCUGCAAGCCCGCCAGGUUCGACAAGUGCACCAUCGCAGGGGAUCCCCACUACCGGACCUUCGACGGAUUUGCGCACCACUUCCAGGGGCCGUACACGUACGUUCUGACGGCCGAGCGCCAGCCCCAGGACUCGGGGCCCCGCCUGACGGUGAGGGGCAAGAACCUCCGGCGAGGCGGAAACAAGAGGGUGUCCUUCCUGGACCAGAUGCUGGUGGACGUCUACGACGUCAACGUUCGCCUCCUGCAGGGGAAGCGAGUCCUGGUGAACGGGGAACUCGUGUCGCCCCCUCUGAGUCCGGCCCCGGGGUUGCUCGUCACCAUGAACUCCAGGCAGGUUCAGCUCACCGCCGACUUCGGGCUCACCGUGCGCUUCGACGGCAGGAGCCGUGGAGAGAUCGUCCUGCCCAGCACGUACAAGAAUGCCGUCGGAGGCCUGUGCGGGAACUACGACGGGAUUCGCGGGAACGAGUACAUGAAGCCGGACGGGACGGUCGUCAGGAACCUGAACGCCUUCGGAGAAAGCUGGAGGGUCAGCGACCGACUGGCCGGCGUCCGCGACGGCGCCUCCCCGGUUCACAGGCGAGAAGCGGACGCGGGUCCCGAUUCCGGAUUUGAGACGUCAGACUGCUCCGCGCCCCAGCUGGCCGACUAUAACGGCCCCGGCAUGUGCGGCGCCAUAUCGGACGCCGCGGGGCUUUUUGCGUCCUGCCACGCCGUCCUGCCGCCCGCCAGCUUCCAGGACGACUGCGUGUUCGACCUGUGCGCCGAGCGUGGCAGCGAAGACCUGCGAUGCGCCAGCUACGAAGCCUACGCCGCUGCGUGCCAGGAGGCCAAAGUCACCUUGGGACUCUGGAGACAGCAGCUGGGAUGUGCGCUGUCGUGCGAAGGCAACAGCACGUACGCGGCGUGCAUGUCCCCCUGCCCCGCCUCCUGCGCCGACCUGGCGGCGCCGUCGGAGUGCGCCGCCGCUUCCUGCGUGGAGGGCUGCCAGUGCGCCCCCGGCUUCGUCAUGAGCGAGGGCGGCUGCGUGCCGUACGCGCAGUGCGGUUGCAGCUUCCUCGACAGAUACUACCCGCUGAAGGAGACCUUUGUGACCGAAGACUGCGCCCAGUCCUGCGAGUGCACCGCCACCGGCGCCGUGUGCCGACCCAAAAGCUGCCAGGACGGUUUCGUCUGCACCGUUUACGACUACAGACGCGACUGUCACAGAGUGAGUCCGUGCCUCAGCGGCCCCUGCCUCAACGGAGGAACGUGCAACCACGGCGGCGCCGACUCUUACACGUGCGUCUGCGCCCAAGGCUACGGCGGCUUCAACUGCCAGGACGAGAUUACGGGCACCGAGGGACUCGAAAGCAAAUGGAUCAUCUUGAUCGCAGUGUUGGUGUCAGUCGCCGCGGUGACGGUGGUCAUCGUCACCGUUGUCUGCGUGUGCAGAAGCGUCAAAAAGUCAGACGUUUAUGUAAUUCAGAAGCUGCCGUCGUCUCACAGCGGGAAAAACAAGAGGAAAGAGAGCGAGCUCACAAUGGCGUCACGUGUCCCCUAUGAGGAUAUGGAUGAAAACACAAACAAGAGCAUGACAGCUAUGUGAUAUUAUUAUUAUUAUUAUUGUUUUACUUUUUCUUUUUCUGCUCGGUGUGAUUUUCAGUGUUCUCCUCAGUACAAAUGAAAUGCAAAGUAUUUGUUUUGGUCAAUGUUGGACGUGCUUGUUAACUUAUAUAGCCCCCCCCCCCCCCUCCAUUUUCUGGCAUUUUUGUGUGAAUUAAAUACCAACUCAAAAGCAUGUCUUUUUUUUAGCUUCUUUUUUUUAAAUCAAGAAAUUCUGGAAUUUAAAUUGUCACAACAAUAAUAAGUCAUUUAUUUUUUUAAUCAAUUUAUUGGCAUGCGUUUGAAAA
This is a messenger RNA of Syngnathoides biaculeatus (alligator pipefish), 10350 nucleotides long. RefSeq names its product zonadhesin, like (gene zanl). The coding region runs from base 417 to 10046 and encodes 3209 amino acids. The record is from RefSeq and is a predicted model, not a curated record. Gene Ontology annotation, molecular function: protein binding. The transcript is spliced from 62 exons. Gene Ontology annotation, cellular component: membrane. NCBI's taxonomy places the organism in Eukaryota, Metazoa, Chordata, Actinopteri, Syngnathiformes, Syngnathidae.